UCCAACAGCAGCUCCAUCAGGCACUUCCUCCUGCUGGCAUUGGCAGACACGCGGCAGCUGCAGCUCCUGCACUUCUGCCUCUUGCUGGGCAUCUCCCUGGCUGCCCUCCUGGGCAACGGCCUCAUCAUCAGCGCCUGCGGCCACCACCUGCACACACCCAUGUUCUUCUUCCUGCUCAACCUGGCCCUCAGCGACCUGGGCUCCAUCUGCACCACUGUCCCCAAAGCCAUGCACAAUUCCCUCUGGGACACCAGGAACAUCUCCUACACAGGAUGUGCUGCUCAGCUCUUUCUGUAUGUAUUUUUCAUGUCAGCACAAUUUUCUCUCCUGACUGUCAUGUGCUACGACCGCUACGUGUCCAUCUGCAAACCCCUGCACUACAGGACCCUCCUGGGCAGCAGAGCUUGUGCCCACAUGGCAGCAGCUGCCUGGGCCAGUGGCUUUCUCACUGCUCUCAUGCACACGGCCAAUACACUUUCCCUGCCCCUGUGCCAAGGCAAUGCCCUGGGCCAGUUCUUCUGUGAAAUCCCCCAGAUCCUCAAACUCUCCUGCUCUAAAUCCUAUAACAGGGAGCUUGGACUUCUUAUGUUUUCCAUCUCUUUAGGUUUUGCUUGUUUUGUGUUCAUUGUUUUCUCCUAUGUUCAGAUCUUCAGGGCUGUGCUGAGGAUACCCUCUGAGCAGGGACGGCACAAAGCCUUUUCCACCUGCCUCCCUCACCUGGUCGUGGUCUCCCUGUUUGUCAGCACUGGCUUUUUUGCCCACCUGAAACCCCCCUCCAUCUUUUCCCCAUCCCUGGAUCUGUCAGUGUCAGUUCUGUACUCAGUGGUGCCUCCAGCCAUGAACCCCCUCAUCUACAGCCUGAGGAACCAGGAGCUCAAGGCUGCAGUGCGGACACUUAUGACCGGAAUAUUUCAGAAACACUAA
Zonotrichia leucophrys gambelii is the source of this 924-nucleotide messenger RNA. RefSeq names its product olfactory receptor 14C36-like. Gene Ontology annotation, cellular component: membrane. Gene Ontology annotation, biological process: G protein-coupled receptor signaling pathway. The record is from RefSeq and is a predicted model, not a curated record. Gene Ontology annotation, molecular function: G protein-coupled receptor activity; odorant binding; olfactory receptor activity. The coding region runs from base 160 to 924 and encodes 254 amino acids. NCBI's taxonomy places the organism in Eukaryota, Metazoa, Chordata, Aves, Passeriformes, Passerellidae. The transcript has a single exon.